AUCCCGUACUGCAAUCAAAUCGAUACGUGGCAUCCAAGUGGGUGAUCAAAAACAAAAUUAAGAUUCAAACAAUGAGAAAAAACGGUGCAUCCCGAGGAAAAGGCAGAGGUAGAGGAAGAGGGAGAGGAAGAGGUAGAGAAAAAGACAGACCUGAAAAUAAACGUAAACAACACCAUCGUGAACAAGGAUGUCCAACAACAUUCACGGUUACCCCAAAGUCGAAAGUCCCUUCAGACAACAUCCUGGAAAAAGUUGCAUCAAGAUUGCGUCAAAACGCAUGGAAACCUGUAUUUCGAACAUUGAUGAGACAUUCCAACCAAAACAUUGAAGGGGUUAUUGAUUCUUUUGAGUACAAGUAUCCUGGUGAACUAAACGAGGUCAAGUAUAAAUGUCUUAUUAAAUGGAAAGAAUGCAUGGGCAAAGAUGCUACCGUUCAAAUUCUACAUGACGCCCUUAAUAAAAACUCUCUGCGCUCAGAAUCAGAUUAUCUAACAGGGAUUUUGGAAGAAGAGGAAAAAUUAUUGGAAAUAGAAAUUCCGGAUGAGGAAGAAUAUAGACAUCGGAGACAAAGGUGUGAAUCUGGUAACACUUCGCCAUUAUCUUUGGGAUUCGGAAGUGUGAUAUCAAUAAACCAAGACGUGGAAGACAUAUUCACAGAACCGGAAAGUUUAUCAGAAGACAAGCUUCAAGCACUCCUCCAAAGGGUACCAUCCGACAUUUUGAUGUUUAAAUUUGAUCCCAUGGAUUACCUACGGGAUUUCAAAUGUCUUAUGAUUGAUAUUGUGAGUAUGUGGAACACCCCGCACCGUGGAAAUGCACAUAUUGUCAUUGGUGUUGACUACAAGCCUGACAAUUGUGGACCUGAUGAUCUGACGAGCAACAAUUUAUGUGUCGGGAUAACUCAAGAGCAGAGACGAGAUAAUGAUUUUUACCACGGACUGUUCAAUGAACAUUAUUUCAACUAUGUACCAGAUUUUUUCUACACUGAAAUGUUUAGUGGCAGUGAUAGUCAAACAGACAAGAAGUGUGUUGGUGUUUUUACUAUAACAAAUAAUGAAAAACGAUUUAGAAAUGAACCAUGUGUUGCAGCGAUGUGUCUCGCAAGACCAGAUGCUAGUUGGGUUACUGGAGUUGUGUGGGUUCGCAAAAGGGGAAGGAACAUGCAUGCAAAAGAUGAAUAUCUGAAUACAAUUUACAAUUGGUUUGAAAAGUCAAACAGUGAUGUGGCUUGUACGACACCAGUAAAAGAAGAAAGCUCUGAUCACAGCGAAUUUACAAAUCUUCUUCAUCAUUCAGAAAAUUUUUCCGACACUAACGCUUAUUGCUUGAUUACAGAUUCUCUAGUGAAUCAAGAUGACAGCGAACAAGUUGCCGCAGUCAGUUUGGUUUCUUGGUUAAAAGUUUUUGAUUUUGACACCGACAGCCCAAAGACAGGACUUCUGAAUGCGUGUGAAGUACAAAUUAAACAAUCUGGAGUACUACAUAAAACAACAUGGAAAAACAGUCCUGGAAAACUUUCUUCUGGAUCGACUAACUGGUAUUUUCCUGCAGGAUACACUAUUGAGCCUCAAUCUGUAUUGGAAGAUGUUGAUUCAUGGAAAGCACAAGCCAGUGGGUCCGUUGAUGAAAACUGCUGCCAGUUAGCUGAAUACUGCACAGCUAGAAUUCCGCUAACAGUGUUAGUGUUGUGGUACGGUCAAACGAGUUGUAAUUAUUUGAUAAGACUAAUAAUGACUCAUCUAGAACAUUACUUACAAAACCGUUACAAGAUGAUAAUAUGCUGUAAAGGAAGGACCGCCGAGGACGUUUCAAAAUUGGAAUUUAUAGUCGAGCAAGUAAAUGGCAUACUUUUGGCUAACAUACCCCUGAGUACUGUAUGCGAGGCUAUAAAGUAUUCACAAAAUCGUAAACAAACGAGAAAGGGAAAACUGAUUGAGUUUGAACUACCAAGUGUUAGGUCUGAUAACAGCCCAAUUAUUCAGCCCGUUGAUAAUGUAUGGCUUCAGAUCUGUCUUGAAGUACUUUAUCUAAAUUACAACUAUCAACCGGAAAGUGGAACAGACAAAGAUACACAAUUAGGAUUGGAAUUUCUUCGUGGUGAUGUUUUGACGUGGUACGAGCUUCAGGUAGGCAAAUAUGAUGCUGAUAGGGACAUCAUGAAAAGUAUAAUUUCCGAAGUAGUCUAUUCUGUGAAAUCGUGCAAAUCUAGAAUUAUUGAGCUCUAUCAUGACCCUGGAGCUGGGGGAACAACUCUUGGUAGAAGAAUCCUCUGGGAAACACAUCUAUGCAAUAAGGCCCCUUGUGUAAAUGUCACAUCUUUGCAGGACAUCAAGGCACUUUCUGAAAGGAUUGAAUUUCUUUAUCAGAAAACACUUCUUCCGAUUGUAGUAUUAAUAGACGGCAGUGAUGCCAUUUUUUGCCGUCGACUUCUGAAAAUAUUACAAAACUGCGUGGUUGUUAUCAUAUUAUUACAACGAACAGUUUCAAAACCUAAGUCUCAGAAGAAUAUUUUUCAUUUAAAAGGAAAAGUAACAGAGAAUGAAGCAGCACAUAUUGCAAUAUCCUUUUCAAAAUAUGCCAAUUACAAACAAAGAUCAGUGCUUCAGACGUUGGCAAUAAGGGUAAAAGAAAACCAUACCCAUCAUGUUUAUGAGUUUGGCCUUGCUGUUUACGAAGAACAAUUUAAAGGUGUACAGUCCUAUGUCGAGGGGUAUCUUCAAUAUGAUGGAACAAUUAAUCGAAGGCAGAAAGUACUUUCUUUUCUUGCACUGGCUUACUAUUAUGGACAUACUGCGGUUCCAGCUCAACUCUUUGCUGAAAUACUUGGAGUUAACAAGAAAUCUGCAGUUACCCUUAAGGAAAACAUGAGCUAUACAAAUUUCAUUGUUGAGUUCUUUGAACAUGGAAUUAGGCAGUGGCGAAUAACGCAUUAUAUAGUGGCAAAAGAAAUACUGGAACAACUUUUUGGCAAUGCUGAAAGAAGUAAUUCCAGAAAUGUCUUUUCAGACGGUACAAAGAGAAAAAUAUGCAACUUGACGUGUGAUUUCAUUGAAGAGGCUGCUAAGGCGAGUCUAGGUAAACGUAACAGAUACUGUCCAGCCAUUAUGCAAGUUGUUUUAUCGACAGUGAUUUAUCGUGAUCAUAAUGAUAUUUACUAUGGCACAGACGAUGUCAAACAACAAAAACGACCAAAGAUAUCGAGGCUUAUUUAUGACAUCAAGUCCGAAUCGCCGUACGAGGAACGUUUAGAUGUUUUACGAAAAAUUACGGAAUGCUUUCCAAACAAUCCUAGCGGCUGGGCCCAUCUUGGACGACUAUACGGUUUGUACCGACCAAAUGAAAUUGCCAAGGCAACGGAAUUUUUUGAGAAAGCUCUGACCUUACGGAAAGAAGAGCUGAACUGUUAUAGCAAAGACAGGAAAGAAGAGAAGUGCACUCCUGAUUCCCAACUUACUCAAAUCCACCACAUGUAUGGUAAGGUUUAUGACUCAGAGGUACGAAAUAUCUUAGGAAACAUGCCACAAUAUGAUACGUUACUUCCAAAUGCAACUAGUAGAGAUCGUGACAUUACUGACCCCAAUUCGGAGUUUCAUAAAACAUUAGAAAGAAGUAUCAAGAGUGCGAGAUUAGCGAUUGAUAACUUCAUUAUGAGUCGAAAAUAUGUCAAACCGGGAUACGAGCAAACAUAUGGCUACAAUGGUGAGCUAUCGCUAAGACUGAAUAUCAUCGAUUUCACCACAAAGCACUAUUCACUCAAAGAAUAUCUUGACUGUAAAGCAGCUGACCAGUCUUCUAAGGACUUUAUCCGGGAAUGCUUUCUUAAAUGCGACAUUCUGAUUCUAGAAUGCCACGACCUUGUACUUACACACACGUCCGAACAAUCUGAGGAGUUUGUUUCUAACGUCAAUAGAUUUCACGUUCUGUUCUUCGGAGCUGAGGAGGCGUUAGCGAUGUGGGAAGGACAUGAUACAAUUCUUAGUAGAAGAAACAAAAUCGCGGCCUACAAACUAAAACACAGCGAUCGACGUCAUCACCACGUUAGCAUUGAGAUGGUCACUUCCGCAGAAGAUGUUAAAAAAAUAGUGAAAUUACAUGAAGAUAAUAUCAAUCAAAUAUACGAUGAGGGUAUCUUUGACAUCAACUUUGAUCAUGACGUCAUUCACUGGCUAAGGAUGAUUCGAUCAACCCUAUGUAAACCUAAGUAUAGUAUUGAACAUGUUAUAUCUUACGUUCGAAAAUGGUAUGAAGUUAGGAAAUCACCCCACGCCCUAUACUAUCUUUUCGUUCUUAACACACUACUUGGUAUUGGGGUUAGGGAAUUAAAACAAGAGCAACCUGGGUUAUCUAACAAUUUUGUUGAAGCACAGAAAUUGUUACCGGAUCUUCAGCGAAUAAGUAAUCUUGUCAGUAAACCAGGAAUGGCUCUUGAGUGGAUUGGCAAACUUAAAGGCAUUGAUCGAUUACUUGAUCACAAGACUCUCAAGCACAAAGGGGAGAGCGUUUUUUUCUGGGAAAAAGCUGAAGUAAAACAGUUAUUAGAGGUCCGAUAUGGCUAUAUUGUCGACUCUAGCAAACAUGUAAAGGGAACUAUCAACCUUAUAUUGAAAACAGCAGGAUCAACUAAAGAUGCAAUGACUGUAUCAUUCGUUCCAAUUCGUAAUGGUCUUUAUGGGAAGAGAUAUAAGGGAGAGAAAGUAGCUUUUAAUCUUGCUUUCACUAUGAACUCUGGGUUGAAAGCAUUCAAUGUAUGUCAGGUGAAGACUGUCAAAUGCCAGGGAUGCAACAGAUCACACGAGUACUCGGCUCUGGAGAACCAAAAAUAUAUACACUGUCAAUGCAGCCGUGGCAAGCCUAUUGUAAUUAAAGAUGAACUCUUCCAGAUGUAGAU
This is a messenger RNA of Anneissia japonica, 4888 nucleotides long. RefSeq lists its product as uncharacterized. Gene Ontology annotation, molecular function: protein binding. NCBI's taxonomy places the organism in Eukaryota, Metazoa, Echinodermata, Crinoidea, Comatulida, Comatulidae. Gene Ontology annotation, cellular component: cytoplasm. Gene Ontology annotation, biological process: signal transduction. The record is from RefSeq and is a predicted model, not a curated record. The transcript has 5 exons. The coding region runs from base 72 to 4886 and encodes 1604 amino acids.